AUGGUGAAGGAAGGCCCAACAAUCUGGAGGGAGUUUCUUCAGGCUAGGUAUGGUAAUUUAUCACUGCUGAACUUAACAGAAGUGAAUGCAAAAAAGUUGAGGAAAGCUUCCAUCUGGUGGAGAGAUAUACUGGUUGUAGGAAAGUUAAAGAAUGAUGAGAAUACAGUGGUGGAUAGCUUCAGCAGUAAGAUUGAAUUCAAGGUGGGAAAUGGGAAUAAUACUUGGUUUUGGCAUAGUAGAUGGAUUGGGGAUAAGAGUCUUAAAGAAGUCUUCCCUGUGAUAUAUGAGAAAUCUACAAACAAAUUGGGUAAAGUAUAUGAUUUGUGGUGCACGAAUCCUCAGGUGUGGAAGUGGGAUUUAGGAAUCAAUAGGGAGGUAUUGAUAACCAUGGAUGGUGAGGGACUGGAGCAAUUGAAAGAGUUGGAGGAGAUUCUGUUCGAGGUCAAUCUUAGUUCGGAUUUUCAGGAUGUUAUCAAAUGGUGGCCUGAGAAAGAUGGAAUUUUUUCUGUAAAAUCAUGCUAUGACAGGUACCAUGACCCUUUGGCCCAAUCCAUGGUGAUGCAAGUGGAUAUUCUUCAAAUGUUGAAGUCAAUAUGGAAGGCUGCGACUUUAUCAAAGAUUCAAGUCUUUGGAUGGAGGGUUAUAAUGAAUAGAUUGCCCACUAAGGACCAGCUGUUGCACAGGGGUGUGAUCCAAGCUUCCAAUAGUGUCUGUGUGCUGUGUUCUAACAGGGAGGAAUCGAUUUUACAUCUGUUUCUUCAGUGCAGGGUCAGCAAGAAGAUAUGGGGAGAUAUUGGUCUUUGGUUUGGUGCCCAGGUGGAAGGGAGUUAUGACUAUGUGUUUCAACAUUUCUGUUGGUUUGAUGAGCAACUUAAAGGAAGAUUGAAGAAGAAAAACAGGACUGCAUUGUGGCUUGCCGUGUUGUGGGCAAUUUGGAAAGGGCGCAAUGAUCAUUGUUUCAAGGAGAUACCUUUUAAUGCUGAAGAUGUUGUUUAUAAUGCUAAGAUAUUUUCAUGGAUGUGGCAGAACCUAGUUUUCACCGACAUUCCUUUCUAUGACUGGUUUAGGUUCUUUUUCUAG
Vicia villosa (hairy vetch) is the source of this 1080-nucleotide messenger RNA. RefSeq lists its product as uncharacterized. The transcript has a single exon. The record is from RefSeq and is a predicted model, not a curated record. Lineage: Eukaryota; Viridiplantae; Streptophyta; Magnoliopsida; Fabales; Fabaceae. Bases 1 to 1080 code for a protein of 359 amino acids.